Acanthosepion pharaonis is the source of this 741-nucleotide messenger RNA. The record is from the annotation of a GenBank genome assembly. Lineage: Eukaryota; Metazoa; Mollusca; Cephalopoda; Sepiida; Sepiidae.
AUGUUUUGUUUUUAUAUUUACUUUCUUGUUUCCUUUCUUUCUUUCUUUCUUUCUUUCUUUCUUUCUUUUACAUUUACUUCUUCAUUUGUUUCAUUUUCUUUCAUUCAUUCUUUCUUUCGUUCGUUUUCCUUCUGUCUUUCUCCCACUUUUUCCUUUUCUUUUGUUUCCUUUUAUCUUUCUGUCUUUCUUUCUUUCUUUUUUUCUUUCUUUCUCCCACUUUCUUUUUCUUUUGUUUCAUUUUAUCUUUUUUUAUCUUUCUUUCUUUCUUUCUUUCUUUCUUUCUUUCUUUUCUUUUGUUUCAUUUUGUUUGUUUGUUUGUUUGUUUGUUUGUUUCUUUCUUUCUUUCUUCUCAUUUCAUUCCAUUCGCUUUCUUUCUUCCUUUCUUUUUCCUUUAUUUAUUUGCUCUGUUUAUUUGUUUUUUUUCUUUCUUUAAUAUGUUCACGUUUUUAUACUUACUUUCUUUUUUCCUUCCUUUCUUUCUUUUUUCUGUUUUUCUUCCUUUCUGUCUUUCUUUCUUUCUUUUACAUUUACUUCUUCAUUUGUUUCAUUUUCUUUCAUUCUUUCUUUCUUUCGUUCGUUUUCCUUCUAUCUUUCUCCCACUUUUUCCUUUUCUUUUGUUUCAUUUUAUCUUUCUUUCUUUCUUUCUUUCUUUCUUUCUUUCUCCCACCUUUUCCUUUUCUUUUGUUUCCUUUUGUUUGUUUCUUUCUUUCUUUCUUUCUCAACGAAAUCGACAGUCAUUAG